Messenger RNA from Coffea eugenioides, 1573 nucleotides. Its product is annotated as triacylglycerol lipase 1-like. The transcript is spliced from 9 exons. NCBI's taxonomy places the organism in Eukaryota, Viridiplantae, Streptophyta, Magnoliopsida, Gentianales, Rubiaceae. Gene Ontology annotation, biological process: lipid metabolic process. The record is from RefSeq and is a predicted model, not a curated record. Gene Ontology annotation, molecular function: hydrolase activity, acting on ester bonds. Bases 239 to 1441 code for a protein of 400 amino acids.
AAAUAUUAGAUUUUUUCAGGAAUGAGCUUUCACCUACACGCGACGCAAGGAUAGAGCUUUUGAAGCUGUCCCCACGGCCAACUAAUUUUCUUGAUAUUCGGUCUCGUUCGGUUUCCUGCGAACACAUCUUUCUUCUGGAGCAUUGUGACUUGUGAGACUCCGCACUCUCCUCUCCCGGGAGGUCCCAGCCUGUUGGUCCGUCGUUCCGCUGUGUUUUCCGCACUCCGGUGGCCUGAAAAUGGAGCGUCUGCGAACGGUUUUGAUGCUCAGUGUAUUACUCCUCAGUUCGGCCGGAGAAUCCGCCAGAGUUUCAAAUAUUCGCCUUCCCAACUCUCCGGCGGAUGGUCUCUGUGCUCACCUCAUCCAACCUUAUGGCUAUCCUUGCUCCGAGCACAUCGCACAAACAAAGGAUGGUUACUUGCUUGGACUUCAGCGGGUGGCAUCUAACUCCAGAUAUCUCAGACGGCAAUAUGGUCCUCCAGUUCUUCUCCUUCACGGGCUAAUGAUGGCAGGUGAUGCCUGGUUCUUGAACUCUCCAAAUCAAUCAUUGGGGUUUAUCCUGGCUGAUCAUGGCUUUGAUGUUUGGGCUGGAAAUGUGCGUGGGACACGUUGGAGUCGUGGACAUGUCUCUCUGACUGAAAAAGACAAGGAUUUUUGGGAUUGGAGUUGGCAGGAAUUGGCUCUGUAUGAUCUGGAAGGAAUGGCUCGUUAUAUUUAUAACAUCACCAAUUCAAAAAUAUUUAUUGUUGGUCAUUCACAGGGAACAAUAAUGUCUCUGGCUGCUUUUACUCAACCACAUAUAGUAUCAAUGGUUGAAGCUGCUGCGCUUCUUUCUCCUAUCUCAUUUUUGGAUCAUAUAAGUGCUUCUUUUGUCUUAAGAUUAGUGAAAAUGCAUAUUGAUGAGGUGUUACUUGUGAUGGGCAUUCAUGAACUUAAUUUCAAAAGUGACUGGGGCACCCAUAUGCUGGAUAUGGUAUGCGAUGAAUAUGCGAAUUGCAGUGACUUGCUUACUCCGAUUACAGGAAAGAACUGUUGCUUCAACAUCUCCCGGAUUGAUUUCUAUCUCAAAUACGAACCUGAACCUACAUCCUCAAAGAAUCUGAAUCAUCUUUUUCAAAUGAUCCGUGAAGGUACUUUCAGAAUGUAUGAUUAUGGAAUCUUGAAGAACCUGAUACGCUAUGGACGGUUGCAGCCUCCAGCAUUUGAUGUUAGCAGCAUUCCGAAUUCUUUACCAUUGUGGAUGGCUUAUGGGGGUAACGAUGCAUUAGCUGACGUUACUGAUGUGCAGCACACACUGAAGGAACUAAAAAGCCAGCCAGAGGUGCUUUUUCUUGAGGAAUACGGUCACAUAGACUUCCUCCUGAGUGUAAGAUCAAAGGAAGACUUGUAUGAUGACAUGAUUAGGUUCUUGAAGUCAUUCAGAAAAUUUGGUAGUUACUAAGGCCCUGUUUGGGUUCCGGUGCUUUUGAUAAGAAAAAAGCACUUUUAGGUGUUAAAAAGUACUUUUAAAAUGUUUGGUGAAUAUCAUCCCAUAAAAUUAGGAGUAGAAUUUUUGGUGUUAAAAGCACUUUAA